AUGCGCUUCUCUUGCUUAGCAGUCGUCCUUCAAAGCGCCAGUAUCUUCGUGACGACUCUUGGCGCUCACACGACGAGACACAUUGAUGAGAAAUCUAAGGCAUUCGAUUGUGGCGAACAGGUAUUGAAGCAAGAAAAUUAUGCAGGGCUAGAAAAAUCGGAAAUAACGCCAAUGGAGAUUCCCCUCUCCUGGAACUUGAGGGAAGGAUUCAGAAGAGCGAUGGAGGAUACGAUUGACGAGAGAAUCGUUUUGUAUGGUGACAGCGAGCACAAAAAGUUGAAAUUUUUCAAAUUGAAUGCAUUAUCGAAAGACUACGAGGAAGAUAAUUAUAUUGUAUACAAGAGAUACUACCUCAUUCUCGAUCAAAGUAAUCGUGUGAGUGGUAUAAUAGAGAGGAAAUAUGAAAUUUACCUCGGAUCGAUUUGGCAAAACCCACCACGAGAAAAAUUCUGGAUGUGCAAAGUUGGCUCAGGAGAUACUCAAGACCUCUCGGUGUGA
Messenger RNA from Blumeria graminis f. sp. triticale, 498 nucleotides. The record is from the annotation of a GenBank genome assembly. Lineage: Eukaryota; Fungi; Ascomycota; Leotiomycetes; Helotiales; Erysiphaceae.